Molecule: messenger RNA, 4584 nt
Organism: Linum trigynum
Lineage: Eukaryota; Viridiplantae; Streptophyta; Magnoliopsida; Malpighiales; Linaceae
Source: the annotation of a GenBank genome assembly
CAGUAUACUAGUAUUUAACGGAAUUUCAAAUUCUAUUGAUUUCAUUGUUACGAGUCGUUUCAUGUCCGUUUUGUGAUUAGUCAAGUUAUUGGAAGAGAAUGAUGAAUAAAUUUCUUAUUAUUUCCUUACACUUAUAAUCAUUUGUGAAACCUGAAGUUUGGAUAUUGAUUCAUCCUAAUUCCUAGGCUAUGCUCAAGUCAAUAAUCAACAAUGCCAACAAACAAUACUUAUUCAAAUUCCAAUAACUCAAAUUAUUGUAAGGUACUUUAAAUACAUCGUAUACCUUGUAUUAUUUUGUAUAAGGCUGAUAUCGAUUAAUUGUUCGUAUUAUGUACUAUUUAAGCAAUUUGAACUUGAGUUCUCUAAAUUAAAGAUCAACAAUAUAACUGCUCGCUUGUUUGCUCGUAUACUUUAAAAAAUAGCAUUCUCUUAAUUUCUUAUAUUUUGAGUAAACCUUUUCAUUAUCAUGUCAUGUCCAACCAUGAAAGGUGAUGUUGAUUGUUUCAUAUAUGAAAAUUAGUCGGUAGAAAUGAGACGCCUCCAUUUUUGUUGUUUCUUUCCCUCAUUAAAUUGGCAUUAAGCCAAUCUGAGAUCCAUAAUACUCGUGGAUUAAAAAAAAAACGGAAAAUAAUCAAAUCUCACUUGACGCUUAAUGGAAGAUUAAUUAAAGAGCUUAAUAAACCCGAAAUGACAGUUUCAUAAUCCAUUAAUUCCCCUCGCGAAGUCAAACUGUUUAACUCAUUGAUGGUCAUUAAUUAAGGGAACCCAUCUUCGAAAUUUCCAUCUUCUGGCUAAUACCAUAGUGAAAUUAAUAAGUCCCAAUUCUAGGGUUUUGGUAAUGCCGUAAUGGUGAUAAUGCGCUAUCAAAAUAGUACCCAAUCAGGAACAAAUAACUUGACACAAUAAACUGAAUUGAUAUUUGAAUCGAACUGAACAUACUAAUAUUAUGGUUUGAUUUUGAUUCUAAUACAAUAUUUUUUACUUUCUUGGGUUAAUACUAUUUAAUCCUCUAACAAAAAUACAUAAAUAUGUGAAUCAUAGUUAUAUCAAAUGACUUCGGUUUUUAUAUAGACCAUGUAAUCAUAAUUUCAUGAUUCUUUCUUGGGGGUUUAUACACUAAGUACACCAAUUUAAUCAAAUUUAUACAGAAUUAGACGAUAAUAGAUCAUAUUGCAUUGUACUUAAAUCUAACUCGAAAAGAAAUUCAAAACGAUAACUUUGCUUCUUCCAAUUCGUCAUCAUUUCUUAAAAUUCUAUACCAAUUGAAUCCAAUUUCGAAUCAAACCUGACCAGACCGUCGUUCAUCUGACCCUCUCGCCUCUCGGUUCAAACAUUAACCAAACACCCUAGUACAAACUCAUCCUUUGCCUGACCUAAGAAUCUCUAUAAAACACAUCCAUCCUAGAGAAGCUAUAAUGUUCCUUCCAUUUUCGUUCUCCCCACACCAGGCAAUGGAAACGACAUUUCCACAUGGUAGGAAAUUCAGAUUCACACAUCGCUAGUAAACCCUUUUAAUUAACAUUCUCUUCCUUCUCCUUCCCCUUCCCCCUUUUGUCACCUUCAAACCCUUUCCAAGUUCCAUCCUUUCCCUCAAAUUCGCGACACUCUGUUCUUUCCCCUGCACCCCUAAUCAUGAGGAGCAUCGCGACCUGCUACAGCGAAAACGCCAUCAAAGUCUCCGACUCCUACUGCUCCGGACCGGCGUCGAGCCGGACCAGCAUUUCCCAGCACCCCACCCGCCCGGCGCCGAGCUCCGUCACUUCCACUUACAAAAUAAUCAGAAACAACUCCUCGCUGAAUUCCAAUCCGAUUUUCGUCACCUUCAAUUGGUCCGGUUGCGGCGGAGGAGACGGGGGGUUUUCAAUCUCGUUAACGGACAAAGUCCCUUCUGCUUCUAAUUCGCCGGCUCGCCAUUUUCGAAAACCGAAAGGGAGCAAAGAAUUCGAAGCCUGCGGUUGCAGAAUCGAGUUGCUCUGGAACCUCUCCCCUGCUUUCUACGAUGCAGGGCCCGAACCGGUCAGUGGGUUCUACGUCGUCGUAUUGAUUGAUUCGGAACCCGGGUUGUUCCUCGGAGACGUCGAGGAGAUCGAGGACGAGGAAGGCGAGGAUGGGUUCCGGCGAGGAGGGGUAGACGGGGAGAAGAUUCGCCUGGCGGCGGAGCUCUCCCCUGUUUCCCGGAUCGAGAAAUUCGUCUCCGGCGGGUCGGGUCGCGGUUCGUAUUCGACUCGGGCGCAGUUCAGCAGGGUGGGGGAAAUGCACGACGUGAUGAUCAAUUUCGGGACUGGGGGUGAUCAGUCGUCGGUGGCGGCGGGGAUGUCGGUUUUGAUCGACGGGCGGCGGGUUUUCGAGGUGAGGAGGUUGAGGUGGAAUUUCCGCGGGAAUCAGACGAUUUUCUUGGACGGGAUUGUGGUGGACGUGAUGUGGGAUUUGCACGACUGGUCUUUUAAGGAAAUAGGGGAAGGAGAAGCAGACGGCCGCGGCAGAGGAGGAUGUACGGCGGCGGCGGCGAUGGGAGCGGCGGUGUUUUUGUUCAGGACAAGAAGCGGAUUGGACAGCAGGCUGUGGCUGGAGGAGAAGAUUCUUGAGCAGAAGAAGGAUCCAGAGAGAGCUGAAUUCUCUCUAUUGAUUUGUGCAUGUAAGAAGCCUGGUUGAUCUAGUGAAGCUCGUUCGUUUCUUGAUUGAGUUUGAGUCGAGUGUGAUAAGAUUUUCUAAGUGUGAAUAUAAUUUUUUUCAAUUUAUGAUUUGAGAAAUUCGAGCUCUUAAGUGAAGUUGAUUGAAUAUGAUAGAUACUUCCGUUUCCAUCAAGUUAAUUGGUGAUAAGUUUACCAAGUUUAUAGAAUUAUAGUUAUAUUGACGAGUUAGAGAUAUAAGAAUAUGGAAACUUAUUUGGCGAUUGAGGCUAGCCACAUUUGCAAGUCUCAGGUACAAGUUAUUGAUUAUCAAGUGUAGUGGUGUUUGUGAAUUUCAGAAACUGAAUCCUUAACUUAGUGAGAUGUCGUAUACCUUUACUUUUUCGGUAUAUGGCUAUGUCCCAGUCUCAAAUAUGUGGCGUUAAUUGAUCAAAUGUAGUUCCAUUUUUGUAAAUCUAGAAGGCAAGAGACAUAGAUUAAGUGGGUUAAUGGUAAUACACAUUUGUUUUUUUUUUUUUGGUUUGGUUGCUUUCUCUUGGUGGUGUGGUGGUUUCUUGUUGUGUGUCUUCAACAUUGGAUAUGGCCAUAUGGGUUCUCCACUUCGAAUUUGUUCUUCUUGGUUAAGGGUAAUCGAGGGAAUCAAGAAGGGAAGCUAGCUAGAAUGUGCACAUUGAUGGUUGAAAGAGAAAUGUACUUAUUGAAAGGAGUGGUGUGGGGAUUGAAGCUUUGUAAAUGAGAAACUUCUCCAAUGAAAUUAUUUUAAUGGAAUAUGAUAUAUAUAGUCUAUGUACUAUUUUACUCUAACAAACAUGUCUUUCUAAUAUGAACAUUAACAAAUACGUUAUGAACUACAUGUUUUAUUUAUUUCAAGUCUCACUACUUAUUCUCUAACCAACCCUUCACAUCGUUAACAACUUUUCACAUGUUAUACAUGCUAGAAUCGUGGUUAUUGCCAUUAAACCCAACCCAUAAAAAGCCCAUAUCACAAGUUAAAAAAAAUAUUUGCGGAAUCUUAUUUAGAAGCAGAACAAAUAUUUUUACUUUUUAGCACAUAGGAUCAUUAACACACAUGUGAUAUGUCAUCGUGAACUUGUUUACUAAGCAAUUAAGCAUGUCGAUCUCGACUAUAAGGGACUUGUAUUGCACAAAAGAUUGGCCUAAGUGACUAAUAGUAGAUGAACAACUUACUACCUACUCAAGUCUCAAACAUAUUUGUUUCAACAUUAAUAGUCAAAGGACUUGCUUGUCAAACAAUAAAAUUACAUGGACCACAAAUGUCAUUUGCAAAUAAAUAUGUAUCUUAAUUGAUUCUUGGGUGUUAGUUUUAAGUUCUUUCAUUUGUUCCUGUCAACACAUGGGAUGAAGAGCGACGAGUGGACAGCCGCUGGAGGGGGAAAGGAACAGAAGCUAUCAAUCUAUCUUGAUUCUAUAAAAUUAUUAUUAUUAGAACAUUAAUUAAGAGUGAAAUUGGGAAAUUUCAAGAGCACAAAUCAACAGUUUUAAUUAUAUUUAGGAAUGAGUAAGAGAUAUGCUUAUUGGGUUCUAUAUGUUAGCAAACGGCCGGGAAUUGUUGAAGGAUUGAUGCAAAUAGGUAUAAUCCAUGUAAUUAAAAAAUUGAUAAGAAAUCACACGUUAUGUAACAAUUAAUAUAUUCUUCAUCAAGAAAGAAACCUAUUUACAUUUGAACAGUUGAUUGAAACAAAACGAGAUCUUAGAUUAUCAUAUGAAAACGAAGUUGAUAGUUGAAACUUAUAACUUUAGGUACACUCUUAUACACAUUCAAGCCACAACUUAGUAACCCAUUGUACCAUUUUAACAUCAAAUUUAACUGCCACAAAGAAAAUGCCUUUUAAUUUGUGGACGCUUUCCCAUGUUUCCUCCAUAGUCCAUAUGCAAUUGACCCCGGUCCUUUUCGAGUAAAAUUUUGAACUUUUAAUAAGUCAAUUAUAUAUGA